AAAACGGCCACGAAUGUCGUCAGUCUUCGAGUAACCACGAAUGAAGGAAGUUGAGGAGCAAUGGCUGACACACGUGGCAGGUGGUUAAUAGCAGUGCUUCUUCUACAAGUGGUAGCAGCUCAAACCGAACCGAGCCCGCUUAUCAUCGGUGGCAGUCCGGCUGCACUGGGAGCUUUCCCUGCACACGUCGGCAUUCACAUUGGCCAACCGCAGACACUGUUCUGCGGGGGAACAAUCCUGAACACAAACCACAUCCUAACAGCGGGAAGCUGUGUCCUCGAUGGGCAAAAUAUGCUACGAGGGGCAGCCCAAUUCGCGUUUCGCAGCGGGGUUGUCAUAAUCGAUGCAAACGCUCCAUCCGUAGGGAUAGAUCGUGUGUUUGUCCACCCGUUGUACAACCCGUUUACUUUCGAGAACGACAUUGCUGUGCUGAGGGUCUUCGGUACGAUUAACUUUCCACAGGUCGCCACCCCCAACGUAGCACCGGCCGAGCUGCAGGAUCGCAUCGUACCCGAGAACAGCGCUUGCCAGGUGGUUGGUUGGAACUGGCAACCGAACGUGGCCAAUCAAGCUCUGCAGCAGUUGGGUGUCCUUGUGCAUCCGCGGGUCGCAUGCAACAACUUAUUCAAUGGUAUGAUUCAGAAUUCGAUGCUUUGCGUGCAGCCAACCGUUCAGACCCAAGCGCUUUGUUUACCGAACCGUGGCGGUGGUUUGUACUGCAACGGAAGACUGACCGGAAUCGUUUCGUUCGGAUUGGGAUGCGGUGCCAACACGACGGAAACGGCUACCGUGGUCACACAGGUUCGAUACUAUCAGCAGUGGAUUCUGCAACAGUUCGUGAGGAAUGAUAACCCGCAAGCGGGUACGACACCGAUGCCUGGGAUUGGAGGCGGCUCGGCUAGUCUCCUCGUCUCUGCGGCAGCCAUUUUGUUUGCAACGAUCAUGAUGUUGGUAAUGCGAUAAGCGUCAGGAGCAUUGCUGGUCAGUUUCUUUUAACGACAGUGAAUUCAACUCAAUACGAAUAUAUUCUGUAGCUUUUAAAUUUUAUGGAAGAAAAUAAAAUUAUUUACAAA
Molecule: messenger RNA, 1073 nt
Organism: Wyeomyia smithii (pitcher-plant mosquito)
Lineage: Eukaryota; Metazoa; Arthropoda; Insecta; Diptera; Culicidae
Product: trypsin-like
Exons: 3
Coding region: 61-963 (300 amino acids)
Biological process (GO): proteolysis
Molecular function (GO): serine-type endopeptidase activity
Source: RefSeq, a predicted model, not a curated record